Nyctereutes procyonoides (raccoon dog) is the source of this 1179-nucleotide messenger RNA. RefSeq names its product oxoeicosanoid receptor 1 (gene OXER1). The record is from RefSeq and is a predicted model, not a curated record. Gene Ontology annotation, cellular component: membrane. NCBI's taxonomy places the organism in Eukaryota, Metazoa, Chordata, Mammalia, Carnivora, Canidae. The transcript has a single exon. Gene Ontology annotation, biological process: G protein-coupled receptor signaling pathway. The coding region runs from base 16 to 1179 and encodes 387 amino acids. Gene Ontology annotation, molecular function: G protein-coupled receptor activity.
UGGCCCAAGCAGCCCAUGGAAUCUCAUAACCUGAGCUCUUCCUCUCCCCUCCUUUCCCUUCCUCCCUCCACUCUCCCUCCCUCCACUCUCCCUGCCUCCCUCCCUCCCCUCCUAUCUUCAACUCCUUCUGCCUUCACCACAGACUUGGGGGCCCCCGGAGAGGCCUUGGGUUCCUGCCUCCCAGCCUCUUCCCACAUGGUGUCUGCCUUCCUGGCGCCAAUCCUGGGUGUGGAGUUUGUCCUGGGCCUGCUGGGCAACAGCUUGGCUCUCUUCAUCUUCUGCUUCCACACACGGCCCUGGACUUCCAACACGGUGUUCCUGGUCAGCCUGGUCGUUGCUGACUUUCUCCUGAUCAUCAACCUGCCCCUGCGCGUGGACUACUACUUCCUGCACGAGCACUGGCGCUUCGGAGCCACCAUCUGCAAGCUCAACCUCUUCAUGCUGUCCACCAACCGCUCGGCCAGCGUGGUCUUCCUCACGGCCAUCGCCCUCAACCGCUACCUGAAGGUGGUGUGGCCCCACCACGUGCUGAGCCAGGUGUCCGUGUGGGCUGCCACCAAGGUGGCCGCGGGGCUCUGGGGGAGCAUCCUGCUCCUCAACGGGCACCUGCUCCUGGCCGCCUACACCGACCACUCCUGCCUCAGUUACAAACUGGGAGCAAAGCCCUCGGCCUCAGCCCGCUGGCACCAGGCACUGUUCCUGUUGGAAUUCUUCCUGCCGCUGGCGCUCAUCCUCUUUGCCAUCGUGAGCAUCGGGCUUACCAUCUGGCGCCGCAGCCUGGGUGGCCAGGCGGGCCCACAGAGAGCCGUGCGCAUGCUGGCCGUGGUGGUGGCUGUCUACACCGUCUGCUUCUUGCCCAGCGUCAUCUUUGGCUUGGCUUCCAUGGUGGCCUUCCGCCUGCGUGCCUGCCACUCCCUGGCCGUGUGCACACAGCUCUUCCAUGGCUCCCUGGCCUUCACCUACCUCAACAGCGUCCUGGAUCCUGUGCUCUACUGCUUCUCCAGCCCCAGCUUCCUCCGCCAGACCCGGGCCCUGCUGGGCCUCUCCCAGGGCUGGCAGGGCCCAGCGAGUGACGAGAGCUCCUACCAGCCCUCCACCCGGCGCUGGGGGACCUCCAGGAAGGCGAAGGCUACGGACAAGCUACGGGAGGCGGUCUCGCUGGAGGGCCCACUAGAGUAA